AUGUCUAAUUCCUGUUCCUUGCCAGUUAUCAAGUGGAUAGCUAGUUAUCCCAUAUUUCACAUGAUUACAAUUAGAUUUUCCACAGCUAACGUUACUGUAAGAAUACACAAUGCCAAUCUCGAUUUGUCAUUUUGGUGGUUUAUUUUUCUUCCAUCAUGGCUGCGGUCACCUAACUACAGUAGCUAUCUUGGCGUUAUUAGCAUAAGGCCCGUAUUAAGCUAAUAUUAGCCAAUGUCGGUAUUGACUGUUUAGACUGCAUGCCUACUGAAACAAAUAUUUACUGCAAUAAUCUAAUAAUAACCACGCUAACCAGGUCUCAACUCGAGUCAAUUUGCUGGCCUUCAGUAACCUUGACUAAGGAACAGUUUGCGCUUACUUUAAUAGUAAUGCCAUCCGGUUCCUUACACUCAAUUUGAAUUUCAUCUAUUUUCAGAGAAGUAAACAAGUGAGCCAUGGCACGUACUAAGCAGACCGCCCGUAAAUCCACUGGCGGAAAAGCGCCCAGGAAACAGCUGGCCACCAAGGCUGCAAGGAAAAGCGCGCCAUCUACUGGCGGUGUGAAGAAGCCUCACAGAUACAGGUAAUUAUUUUCACCUCGAUUUGCAGCAGUUUUGGACUUCUGGCCCAAUCCUUUGACUGGCCUGCAGAUACUGAUUUUAAUGUGUUUUGUGUAGGCCGGGUACAGUGGCUCUGAGAGAGAUCCGUCGGUACCAGAAAUCCACUGAGCUGCUGAUCAGGAAGCUGCCCUUCCAGCGUCUGGUCCGUGAAAUUGCACAGGACUUCAAGACUGACCUCCGCUUCCAGAGUGCAGCCAUUGGCGCUCUGCAGGCAAGUUAACUUUAUGAUUUUGAUUGGAACAGUUUGAUAGUUAGGUGUAGUCACAUGGGUGCUAAUUUAGCUGGUUCAAGAAUUACCCAUGUUAAAGCAACAUUGGAGCGACAACCCAAGAAGUGGUGAGCCAGAGUGGCCUUGCUUCCAACUAUGCCCAAAGUAACUGAUGUAAUGGUUUGCAGCUGCACUUAAAGGGAUACUUCGGGAGCAUGCUAGCAGAUACCAUAGACUUCCAGUCAUUGAGCUAAUGCUAGUUAGCAUUGGCUUGCAAAACUAACUACCUUUUUACAUACUGGACACAGACAUAAAAAUAGUCUCCACAAAUUCAUCUGACACUGGGGAAGUAGAUUAAGUCCCCAAGUAUCCCUUUUAAGAUGUAAUUACACCUAAUUAGAUUGAGUUACUUUUCUGAGAAAGGCUUGUUUUCUCCCAAUACAGGAAGCCAGUGAGGCAUACCUUGUUGGCCUGUUUGAGGACACCAACCUGUGUGCCAUCCAUGCCAAGAGGGUGACCAUCAUGCCCAAAGACAUUCAGCUGGCUAGGCGAAUCCGAGGCGAGCGUGCAUAA
Molecule: messenger RNA, 1398 nt
Organism: Coregonus sp. 'balchen'
Lineage: Eukaryota; Metazoa; Chordata; Actinopteri; Salmoniformes; Salmonidae
Source: the annotation of a GenBank genome assembly